Messenger RNA from Symphalangus syndactylus (siamang), 1700 nucleotides. RefSeq names its product phosphomevalonate kinase (gene PMVK). Gene Ontology annotation, molecular function: phosphomevalonate kinase activity. The record is from RefSeq and is a predicted model, not a curated record. Gene Ontology annotation, biological process: cholesterol biosynthetic process; isopentenyl diphosphate biosynthetic process, mevalonate pathway. Gene Ontology annotation, cellular component: cytoplasm. NCBI's taxonomy places the organism in Eukaryota, Metazoa, Chordata, Mammalia, Primates, Hylobatidae.
GGAGCACUAGGCUGGGGAAGGUGGAAUGCCACCAUUACAUAAAACAGCAAUCUACACAGGCGAGCCUCAAAGAACCAGGUGACCACCUCUCCAAAGACCUUCAGCUGCAGGUCUCUCUGAGAAGCAUUAAUAAUGGUUCCUACCAAGGCACUUUCUAUAUACCAGGAGUUGGAUACCAGCCUGGGCAACAUGGCGAGACCCCGCCUCUACGAAAAAUCCAAAAAGUAGCUGGGCGUGGUGACGCGUGCCUGUGGUCCCAGCUAUUCAGGAGCCUGAGGCAGAAGAAUCGCUUGAGCCCGGGAGGCGGAGGUUGCCGUGAGGCGAGAUUGGUCGCUGCACUCCAGCCUGGGCGACAGAGCGAGACCCUGUCUUAAAAAAACAAAACAAAACAAAAAACCCUCUUCGCCUUUUUGUUAGGUACUGUGUGCCAUUAUUAGCAUCUCCAUUUCACAGGUGAAGAAACUGAGGCUCUUAAAAAGUUAAACAGGCCGGGUGUGGUGGUCAUGUCUGUUACCCCAGCACUUUGGGAGACAGAGGUGCAAGGAUCGCUUGAGAGCCCAGCAGUUGGAGACCAGCCUGGGCAACACAGUAGGACCCUAGUCUCUACAAAAAAAUGGAAAAGUUAGCCUAGUGCGAUGGCGAGCACCUCUAGUCCCAGCUACUCAGGAGGCUGAGGUGGGAGGAUCGCUUGAGCCUGGGGGCUGCAGUGAGUUGUAAUCGUGCUACUGUCCUCCUGUCCGUGCAGCAGAGCCUGAGACCCUGUCUCGAAGUAAAAUAAAAUAAAGUGCGAAGUUAACAACAACAAAAAACUCUUGCUGGUCACAAAACUUGGAGCUGAUGUCUGUGCUGUCCUCCGGCUCUCUGGUCCACUCAAGGAGCAGUAUGCUCAGGAGCAUGGCUUGAACUUCCAGAGACUCCUGGACACCAGCACCUACAAGGAGGCCUUUCGGAAGGACAUGAUCCGCUGGGGAGAGGAGAAGCGCCAGGCUGACCCAGGCUUCUUUUGCAGGAAGAUUGUGGAGGGCAUCUCCCAGCCCAUCUGGCUGGUGAGUGACACACGGAGAGUGUCUGACAUCCAGUGGUUUCGGGAGGCCUAUGGAGCCGUGACGCAGACGGUCCGCAUUGUAGCAUUGGAGCAGAGCCGACAGCAGCGGGGCUGGGUGUUCACGCCAGGGGUGGACGACGCUGAGUCAGAAUGUGGCCUGGACAACUUCGGGGACUUUGACUGGGUCAUCGAGAACCAUGGAGUUGAACAGCGCCUGGAGGAGCAGUUGGAGAACCUGAUAGAAUUUAUCCGCUCCAGACUGUAGUCACUAGGUUCUAGGAGUGAGCUGGGGCCUGCUGAGGUGGGGGUGGGGCUGACUCUGCAAGAUGGGGGGUCCCCUGAUCCUGGCCGAGGUGAGGAACAGACAGAGGGGGGUCUAGAUUCUGAGGGGGUUGGUGGAUAUUGGGCAAGGCAGGAAACCUCUGGAGACCUCAUUUUCUCCAUGGGGAAGACAGCCAUGCUCUUCAGGAGGAGACUCCAAGGGCAAAGGACUGUGUCUUGGCUGUGCUUGAAGGAGAAACCCUGCCAUAUCCCCAGUGCCAGUCCCCUCAGCCUGUGGCGGCCUUACAUCCUGACUGGAUGUUCUCAGCCCCUUGUUCUGGGCAAGAACCCAGGGCUCCCCAGUGUCGAUACUAAUAAACCUCUUUGGAGCACA